Melampsora larici-populina 98AG31 is the source of this 1185-nucleotide messenger RNA. RefSeq lists its product as uncharacterized. The transcript has 12 exons. The coding region runs from base 1 to 1185 and encodes 394 amino acids. Lineage: Eukaryota; Fungi; Basidiomycota; Pucciniomycetes; Pucciniales; Melampsoraceae. The record is from RefSeq and is a predicted model, not a curated record.
AUGAAUAUCUUGAAGAUUAUACCGGUGGCUCCACUCUAUCAUUGGUUGUAUGUUUGGAUAGGAUUCUUGCUCUUAUCUUCAAAAGAAGGGCGAACCGAACCAAAAGUUGACGAGCCCGGUAUCUUGCAGGCUUACGCAAAUUCCAUGAACGUCACAAAUAUGGCAUGCGGAAUCGGGCAGUCGUGUGAUGUAGGACAGGUGAGUGUCAACCACACCACCUCACAGACCGCAUUGUGCAGUGGAGCACAAGCCCCGGCAUGGUAUAUCCUGGUAGCUACCCAGAACUGGAACGAUCUCAUGAAUUCGAUAUACACAUCCAUCGCAUUUGCUGGGACGCGUGCAGGAGAUAGCGCCUGCGAUGGUCACAGAUCUGAGCCCACCACGAAGCGCCACAAUAAUCAAAACUGCCACGUAAAUUCCCUUCAUCAACUUCAAGCUCAGCUGUUGGCUUCCAGUACAGGAAUAGUCCCUGGUUGGGUCUUUCCCGGUUGUGGAAUAUGGGUAUAUUUAACUAUCCAAGGAUUUCUAUACACUACAGUUUCAGAGAUUGGACUUUGGCAGAAUACGAUGCGUGAUCCUCCAGAUGUGAUUAGCGGAUAUACAAAGUGGGCAGAUUUUUCCUGGACAUUGUCGAUGAUGCAAGAUCGUACACAACAGAUGAUUGCAAACUACACGCUUGGAGUCUUACAAGCUGGUAUAAGUACGCAAAAGGGAAUGUAUGGCGCUUUGCAGAAUGGUGCAUUUUUGGAAGCGCCACUGAGUCCUCCAGAAUCAGAGGCCUUGAACGCAUACGAACGGGUUGUUACAUUGCGGCUUCUCUCGGCUGUAUUGAAAUCUCAGAGUAUCUUUAUCCUCCGAGGAAGUGAUCCAUGUGAUCAUUCAGGACCUAACGGGGCUUUUGAUGGUCCAUCAGUUUUGUCUUAUUGCGACAAUACCGGAAUAAUGAUGAAUAUAGUACAAGCAGAUGGAACUAAAACAAUCAAGAAAUUCUUCGGUAGCUCAAAAAUUGCUGCUAAAUACGGUUUCACACCAGAAUUUUUGACCACAGCGGCGUGGAACUGUCAGAAGAAGUACGGAAAAUACGAGUACGAUCCAUAUGCUGAAGCGGGUUUACCACUGGAUAUUAACACGGAGUGUAUCUUCAAUCUUCCGGUCUGCGAUUGCACAGAACAGGACCCAAAAUAA